Molecule: messenger RNA, 372 nt
Organism: Durusdinium trenchii
Lineage: Eukaryota; Dinophyceae; Suessiales; Symbiodiniaceae
Source: the annotation of a GenBank genome assembly
AUGACGCAGGACUGGAGCCAGGGCUUCAUGGGAGAGCUCCAGCUGAACAGCAGAAACAGCUCCGCCGAGAAGCUCCCCGUGCACCUUGAACUCCCUGCGCCCGAGAGGAGGAGGAGCAGAAGGGAGAGCUCGGACGACCGAGUUCUGCUGCCAGAAGUGCAGGAGCAGCUGGGAAGAGGCAGAUGGAAAUCCAAGUCGAAGAUGUCAAUGAAGAUGUGCGCGAUGAUCAGUCCGAAGCGAUGUGUGAAGAACGCCUUUGAGGAGUUUGAGGAUUGUGUUGACCUGGUGUUGUUGAACCUGGAGUCUGGGAGGGGCGAUCCGUCCGUGCAACGUGACGGUCUCCUUUGGAGACCGGCGGUUCCUGCACCAUAG